Molecule: messenger RNA, 630 nt
Organism: Iphiclides podalirius (scarce swallowtail)
Lineage: Eukaryota; Metazoa; Arthropoda; Insecta; Lepidoptera; Papilionidae
Source: the annotation of a GenBank genome assembly
AUGCCGAAAAAGUUUGCUGGAGAAAACAGCAAAGCCGUUGCUGCACGUGAACGGAAGGAACUGGCAAAACAAGAAAAAGAUCUUAAACUUCAAAAGACUGUAGAAGAUGCUGCAUGGCAAGAUGAUGAUGACAAAUUGAAAAAGAAACAGCAAAAGAAGGAGGAACAAGAAAGAAAACGUCUUGAACAAUUAAAGAAGAAAGCAGAUGCAAAAGCUCUGCUAGAAAAGGAGAUGGAAUCAAUUAAAGGCGCUGUUAAAGCUGCCCCACAGCCAAAGAUAACAAGAGCUCAAAUAGAACAAAUUAAGGAACGGUCCCUCAAAGUUGAACCAGAAAAACAUGUGCCUGCAAGAGUUGUGGUUGAGGAGCCUCCAUUGGAAGAAAAUCUUAAUAGGUUGCAAUUGGACGGUGAAGUUGCACAGUCUGUAGAUGAAGCUAUCUCUUUGUUAAGUGACAAGGCGGACACAGACAAACACCCUGAGAAGCGUUUAAAAGCAGCAUAUACAGCUUUUGAAGAAAUUAACCUACCAAGAUUAAAGGCCGAAAAUCCCACACUCAGGCUAUCACAGCUUAAACAAAUGCUAAGGAAAGAAUGGACCAAGUCUCCGCAGAAUCCACUAAAUCAGAAAAUU